CAGACGUCGCCGCUGUCAGCAAAGAUGGCGGCGCCCUGUGUGCGGACCGUGGGAUCGUUUCUGGUAAAAUGUGGGAGUUGCAGCUCGAAUAUAAAGUCAAUCACGUCGCACUUAAGCCGACAGGUGUUGAGCAGGCAGAUAUGCGUGAGCUCAGCCCUCUGCAGAAAAAACCUGGCGGCUGCAGGGCCGGAGAAGUUCUCCCAGGAGUACAUCGAGAAGCAGGCGGAGGAAUAUGAGAUCGGGAAACGCCACCUGGCCAACAUGAUGGGAGAAGACCCCGAGAACUUCACCCAGGAGGACAUAGAUAGGAGCAUCAGCUACCUCUUCCCCUCCGGCCUGUUUGAGAAGCAAGCUCGGCCUGUCAUGAAGCAUCCCGACGAAAUAUUCCCGAAGCAGAAAGCCGUCCAGUGGGGACCAGACAGGCGGCCUUUCCACUUCCUGUUCUACACGGGCAAACAGUCCUACUACACCCUCAUGCAUGACCUUUACGGUAAAAUCAUGAACGUGGAGAAGCACCAGGAUCGCCUCCGAGCCAAGGGACUGUUCACCCAGGAAACCAAGCAGAUCUCUCUGGGCAGAAGCAGGUGGUUCACGAAGGACGAGCUGGAGGUGGCGCUGGUGGAGAACAUCUCCACUCACGAUUACGACCGUUUCAUCCAGCUGAUGGAGCGCCUGCUGUCCAUGCCCUACUGCUCCAGAGAGGAGGAGUUCAUCCAGCGCUACCGUCUCCAGGUGGAGGCUCAGUCCAGCAAGCAAGUGGCGCCUCCGCUGGAGAAGGACGAGCGCGGCGUGGCCUUCAGCUCUGCAGACGGACGGAGGAAGACGUCAGAGUCAUCGGUCGUCCUCCGAGACUGCGGCUCCGGGCGCGUCACCAUCAACGGCCAAGACCACCUCAGCUACUUCCCCGUGCUGCAGGACAGAGAGCAGCUGAUGUUCCCGCUUCAGUUCAUGGACAUGCUGGGCCGCUUUGACCUGGAGUGCACCGUGAGCGGCGGCGGCAGGUCCAGCCAGGCGGGGGCGCUGCGGCUCGCCAUAUCUCGGGCGCUGCUCGCCUUCCUGUCUGAGGGACAGUGGGAGAUGAUGAGACAAGCUGGUCUGCUGACCUCAGACCCGAGAGUGAGGGAGAGGAAGAAGGUGGGACAGGAGGGAGCCCGACGGAAGUUCACCUGGAAGAAGCGCUAAAUUCAAACGUGGAGCGUUCACACUGGCUCCUUGUAUCCGUGCGCUCCACUUUAAACUGACCCUCUGUUCCCCCGGGGACUCGUGUGUCUUCUUUGGUUUAUUAAAGCUCUUGGACCCAGUUUCAUUGUUUCUACAUAGUGUGUAUUCACCGAGAUGUGAAAGCUGCAGUGAGCUCAGUCAGCCACCAGAUGGAGGUGUGUUAUAAGAAAUCAUAAAUGGAUCUGUUUAUCUGUGUAUCAAUAAAUAAAUUAAAGCUUUUCAUAUUAAAAAAAA
Messenger RNA from Mugil cephalus (flathead mullet), 1455 nucleotides. RefSeq names its product mitochondrial ribosomal protein S9 (gene mrps9). The record is from RefSeq and is a predicted model, not a curated record. The transcript has 11 exons. Gene Ontology annotation, cellular component: ribosome; mitochondrial small ribosomal subunit. Gene Ontology annotation, biological process: translation. Lineage: Eukaryota; Metazoa; Chordata; Actinopteri; Mugiliformes; Mugilidae. Gene Ontology annotation, molecular function: structural constituent of ribosome; RNA binding. The coding region runs from base 25 to 1182 and encodes 385 amino acids.